AAAUCAUUUCGUAUGCAAAUAAGAUGUUGCCAACGCCAUCUUACAAUCGGAUAUUCUGACUUUACGAAAAUCCAUUUAUAUCUCUCUUACGGCGGGCAAUCGCCGGAUUUUGACUUUUAAUAAGUGAUUAAUAGACAUUGAAGAUGGCUUCGCCCGACGGCAAGCUCUCUACGACUGAAAGGGUUGUGAAAAGUGUGCCAUUUCCUCCUAGUCACAGACUUACUAUGAAUGAAGUUUUUGAUGCUAAAGGCAAACCACGACCAGAUGUACUGAAACAACAUUUUAUUCUUGAAGGCAAGGUUACAGAAGAUGUUGCUCUGCGUGUCAUUAAUGAAGGUGCUGCCCUUUUACGACAAGAGAAAACCAUGAUCGAUAUUGAAGCACCAGUUACAGUAUGUGGUGAUAUCCAUGGCCAGUUUUAUGAUCUGAUGAAGCUAUUUGAGGUUGGAGGUCCUCCAGCUACCACACGCUACCUCUUCUUAGGUGAUUAUGUAGACAGAGGCUACUUUAGUAUAGAGUGUGUAUUAUACCUAUGGGCUUUGAAAAUCUUAUAUCCCAACACAUUCUUUCUGUUGAGAGGAAACCAUGAAUGUCGGCACUUAACAGAGUACUUCACAUUCAAACAAGAAUGCAAAAUAAAGUAUUCUGAGCGUGUUUAUGAUGCAUGCAUGGAUGCAUUUGAUUGUCUGCCACUUUCAGCUUUAAUGAAUCAACAAUUCCUUUGUGUACAUGGUGGGCUUUCUCCAGAAAUUCACAAUUUAGAUGAUAUCAGAAAGUUGGAUAGAUUUAAAGAACCUCCAGCAUUUGGGCCAAUGUGUGAUUUACUCUGGUCAGACCCUUUAGAAGAUUUUGGCAAUGAAAAAACAACAGAACAUUUUACACAUAACAGUGUUCGAGGUUGCUCAUACUUUUAUAGCUAUGCAGCUUGUUGUGACUUCUUACAACAGAAUAAUUUAUUAUCAAUUAUAAGAGCACAUGAAGCACAAGAUGCAGGAUAUAGAAUGUACAGAAAAAGUCAGACCACGGGAUUUCCUUCAUUGAUAACUAUCUUUUCUGCACCAAAUUAUUUAGAUGUUUAUAAUAAUAAAGCUGCUAUUUUAAAAUAUGAAAACAAUGUGAUGAACAUAAGACAGUUCAACUGUUCACCCCAUCCAUAUUGGUUGCCAAAUUUUAUGGAUGUAUUUACUUGGUCAUUACCAUUUGUAGGAGAAAAAGUGACAGAGAUGCUUGUAAAUGUAUUGAAUAUUUGCUCAGAUGACGAGUUGAUGAGUGAUAUCGACGACACAUUCGAAGGGUCCCGCAAUGUGAAGCCUGCAAGAGGUGGAGCAGUAGCAGCUAGAAAGGAAGUCAUACGAAACAAAAUAAGAGCCAUUGGCAAGAUGGCCAGGGUAUUUACAGUGUUACGAGAAGAAAGUGAGAGUGUACUACAGCUUAAGGGUCUAACCCCUAAUGGUCUGCUACCACUCGGAGCCCUGUCUGGAGGCAAAGAUACACUCAGUAGUGCGCUUGGUGGAUUUAAUCCCUCACACAAAAUAAGUGGCUUUGAAGAGGCAAAAUCUCUGGAUAAAUUGAAUGAACGCAUGCCGCCUCGUAAAGAAGUGCAAGUGAACAAUUCCACAAAGAGCUAGGAGAACAAAACAUGUUUAAGAUCGAAUGAGAAGGCUCUUCCUUAGAAAACAACGCAAAACUUAACAGUGAGCUUAAAGCCAUUCUGAACAGUUAAAUAAACUAGUAUAAUAAUGGACGAAGAAGCUUUUUGGACAGGGUAUGCUGCCUUGCAAAGUUGGUUCAUUAAAAGUUAAACUGAGGGUGGUGUAGUUCAUGACUGGAUGAGAUUUUUGUAUCACCUCAGGGGAGGGCCUUGUACUGCUCUGCUCAUUGCAGGGAGUAUUUUCUACAAAUUCUGCUGAACAUGGAGAUAUUGCCUAGUACUGUAUGUGAAUGUUUUAACGUCAUUUUCUGGGACAUUGUCGCUACAUUUUACUUUUACCAUGUCACUGGAAAUUUCAUGGCGUUUUUACUUGAUUGACAUUGUACAGUUAUGAUCUACAAAAGUUGACUUUCAUCUAGUCAAAGUUGAUAUUUUUCUACUUUGUUAUUGUUGGUUCCGUGUUUUUUCUGUUAUGCAGGCAGGGUUAGUUGAAGUGGUAUGUGAUGAAAGUGUUAGAAGAAUAAGAUGUGAUCAAAUGACCGCUCGGAAUCCCUCAACAUGGCAGCACUGAGGGAUCACUUGGGUCAGAUGAGAUGUUACUUCAACCUGUCUGGCAUUUAUACUUAAAUACAUUUUUUUUGAUCAAAUAAUUCAUAUUGCUCCAGUUGCACUUCAAGAGCAGAAAGAGAAACGUAGAAACACAUGAGAGUGAUAUGAAAAUACAUUUUUUUUUCUUGAUUAUUUAUUUUUCAUUUGAAUCAAGAACUGAUCUGUUGUUGUUUUACCUCCUGUAGCUGCUCAUCAAUAGUUUGGCAUCAGGAUUUAUUUGUGUACUUUUCAUCAUAUCAUUGUAAAGUUCUGGUAGUGAAUGUCAAACUGUGAUUGUAUACCCCCCAACAAAAAAGACAGAACUGUUUGAAAUUGCCGAAAGGGAUUAUGGUUUCUACUUAGUCAACACAGUUUUAGUUUUCAGUGUUAGUUGACUAGUACCUGGCAGAUAUAAUAAUGGACAUUAGUUCAUACAGAAAUAUUUCACACAGCUUCAACUUAGACUGGAGAGUAGACAACAUCCAUCUUCAUUAGUAUAUAACCAAGUUGUGUAAACUAUUUAUUUUUAGUUUAUUUGUAUAACAUAUAACUGUUGAACAAUUAGACAAUUUAGACUUUCGUCUAUCAAAUACUGAUUAAUAUUUUGUAGAAAAUCUAACUGAUGUCUUAGUCUUUACUUAUGGUUAAAUAACAACAAUAUAACGAAGUGAACAAAAAAAAUUUUUUGAACAAGUAUCAUUCCUUAUUUGUGAGAAAAUAACCUGUGUAAGUUAUAUAUUUAAUGGAGGGUGAAUCUGUGUAAAGGAUUGUUAUUUUAUCAGUGUUUUGGUUUGAUUAUCUCCCCCUGUUUCUCCUCCCUCCCUAUUUGAUACAUGGCUGUGAUACAACAGUUUGUGUGACCUUUGUGUAUUAUUAUCGGGCAUAAUUACACACUGGCCACAUAUAUGUCAACACAUAUGUAUAAAUAUGCUAUUAGUGAAUGAGUGCAGCUUUUUAAAUUUUUUCUAUGUGUAUUUAAUUAUUUUGUAUGGUAAUUGUUUGUAUUGUAUAAAUUUCUUGGAUCUUGAAUAUGGUAGUGUGUGGAUGUGAACAUUUUACAAACAUAAAAAAGUUGUUACAUGCAAAUAUUCAGUUGCUCUGUUUUGAUGUUAAUUUUUGUUUUAUUAAUUACUGUUGGAACAUUGCAGUGAAUUUAACAUGAAAGUGUAAACAUUGUUAGAUUGUUAUUUAGGCAUUAGAAUAUAUAUAGGUAAAGUUAAAAAGUAUUGGUUAUGGUUGACCUAGUUGAUAUAAAGGUGAUGCACAAGGCUUCCAAGUUUUAGAGGUCAAUAGUCUGUAUUAAUAAAUCAUUCUAUAACUUAAUUGGGAUUGUAGUUUCUGUUAUAGUGAAACAAGUGACAGGAGGAUUUUUGAACCCAUAUUGUCUGUCUGUCUGUCAGUCUACCUGGAAAGUUAAUGAAAAGGUGUAACAAACUUUUAGUCAUACAUGUGCAAGGUGAACAAAAAAAAAGUAGAAUAAAAACCAUCCAAGAGCAAGUAUACCCAAAUUUUAUAAGUUUAUUAACGCAACGUGUAAAAGUCUCUUGCCUUAGUCUAACCCUGUCCUGACAUUUUGAUUCAGGUGGACAAAUUAAGAUUAGUGGCGUUUUAUCUUUAUUACAUAUAUUGUAUACAUUUUUUUUUAAGAAUAAUCAAUUCUAAAAGGAGAUUAAUCUUUUUCUUGGUUUGUACUGCAGAAAUUAUAGACACAUAAUAACUUCAUUUGUUAAAGCCAUGCUUCUUGUUAAAGUCAUUAUUCCUUUCUUCAGAUAUAAUCUUUGAUAUUAUGCAUAAAGCUUUGCAUUAAAAAGCCCAUUUCAUUUCACUAAUCAAUAUUUGUGUUUUUUGGUACCUUCUGUAUUUUAUUGUGCUCAUUUUAAAAUGCCAUCAUACUUUGACAUUUAAAAGUUUAAUUUCCAGAUUAUAUAGCUUUAAUGUAGCCUUGCAUAAUUUAUUAUUUGUUUUAAAAUGUAGCUGUUUUUACUGAAAUAUUUUGUAAACAGUUUGUGUAAAUCAAAGCUUUUAUAUGAAGCACCUGUCUAUAAGAAACAAUUGGAUAUGAAUUAUUUUGUUUAUAGAGCAGUCAAAGCAUUAAGCUAUGUACUGUGGCAUUACUUGAAGUGGCUGUAACUUUUUCAAUUUAUGAUUUUAAUUAUUGUUAGUAACUUUUAUAAGGUUUACCUCCUUAAAGGUACCUAUUAAAUGUAUCAACCUCAUAUGGCUCCCACCUUGUAUCAUUAUUUCUUAUCUAUGGUAUAUCCCAUGGUCUGAGUGGUUAAGCUCUCUUUACUUUAAAUGACAUGCUCCCGGCUGCUGUGGGUUCAAAUCCUGUCAGGGAUUUCUGAAAUAUUUCAUGUGAGGAAGAUAUUGAAAGGUUUGUGGUUCUGCAUAGGUGCCAUUUGUGCCUGAAAUAAUGAAGGAAGGGGCACCCAAGGUCUUCUUCCAUUAGUAAAGCUGCAAAGUUGCUUAUGACCUUAACAGUGUUUGUGACUUAAAACCCAUUAAAAUGAGAUUAUUUCCCAGUAUGAAAUACUAUCAUGUGUACAAUUUAUAAUUUUUUAGCCUUAUUUCUUACCGGCCAUGUUCUACUUAAAACAACAACAAUUAUUGAAGUUCAAUGCCAAUAGAAUAUUCCAGGCUUUGUGUAUGAUUAAAUUACAUUUUGUAUACAGAUUUUUAUUUGAAUUUUAUGGUAGAUGAUACAUAAUUACUAAAAAAAUAGGUUAUAAUUACAUACAUUAGACCAAAUAAUGUAAUAUUGUAGUUUAAUUAACAAGGGGAGUAUGGAAUUUCUGAUCAAUAUAAUGUUACCUAUUUAUUAUAGAGUGCAUACUUGUUUAUUACUUGUUUUGUUACUGUUUUACUUAUUAUUAUGGUGGUAAUUAUUUAUGAUUUUGAAUUUUCAUUGAUAUUGUCUAAUUUCAGUAGAAAUUAGAAAAACCUUAAUUUGAAUGUCACCAAGCCUUAUUUUGCAUUUAUGAGAAAUGAAAAAAAUUAACAACAUGUUUGUUCACUAUUUAUUUCACAGACAUGUGUAUUUUUGAAAAGCUAUAGAAAGGUAGAUUUAGGUUGAAAGGAAUCCUUGGCUAUAGAAACCCAAAAUACUUACAUGAUUUUAGUGUGUACUGCAUUUAAUGGUGAGACACAAAGGGAUGAAAAUAGAUAGAUAAAAUUAUCAAGAAACACAUGUUAAUAAAAGUGCUGACGGGUGUACAGUUAUUUUUCAAAUAGAUUUUUAUUAUAAAAUUAAGGUGCAAUAUAUAUAGAUAUGUGUACAGUAUGCAUUGUUACAUAGUAAAAUAUUCUCCUGUUUUUGUUUUGAUUUUUGAAAUUCUACUUAUAGAUACAAAAUGGGCAAAAUGAAACAUUUUUCUUUAUAUUUUCAUGUUUAUAAAUAGAAUAUAUGCUAAUGAUAAUAAUAAUAAUAGUUAUAUCAUUGUUAAUAUAAAAGAGAUUGGGUGUUGGUAUUGAGCUAGAUGAGUAAAUGCUUUGAUGAAAUAAUUUUUUGUGCUAACUUGUUAUAUAUAGCAGGUUUUUGAAAUUCCAUUUAUAUUUUGUAAGUCUUGUUGAAUGACUAAAGUAUUGUGACUUUUCUUGGCAAUCUCCUCUCGACACUGACUUUUCCCUUUCAAUCAAAACAUACAUGCUUCAAGUAUACAGAAAGCUAUAAAGUUUUUUCUAAAUAAGGUAAAAGAUAUUGUUAAAACUGUAUACCAUUUGGAUUUUGAAUUCCAGAUGCUUUAGUUAUUAAAAAAAAAGAAGAAAUUGUUUGCUAUAUAUUUUUUUGAAUGAUAUUGUAUGCAUUGUUUUUGUGUUAAGUAACAUAAUAAAUUGUUUUACUAUUGUACAUGUCAACCUGUCAUCUGUUUUGACACCAUAUGAAGUUUGGUGAUAAUCAUAGGAAUUAUCUUGAAUUGAAAAAAAAAAUCAUUACAACCACUUUGCACUGUGUCAUCAAUUUGUAAAUGCUCACUUCUAUGUUAUGUAUAUCUUGAAGUAAAAAAAAACAACAAAAAAUUGGGGAAAAAAACAACAAAAAAAACACCCUCCUAACAAAAUAACUCACCUGUAUCCAUACAUGUGAACUCUCCCACUUUAGGCGGGAGACUCCCACUUUUUUCAGCCAUAUUUUCAAAGAUUUUUCUUAAAAUAAGGGGUAUUUUCACAAAUUAAAGAAAUCUCCCUAUUUUUGAUGUCAGAACUUCCUUCUUUGUUUAUUGCAAAUUCUAAAAUCUCCCUUUUUUUUGAAGAAAAAUCUCCCACUUCAUCAUUGAAAAAAGUUCACAUGUAUGUGUAUCCAUUGUGUCAAGUUCCUCUUAUAUAUGCAAUAACACAAAUAUUUAGAGAAAAAAACAACUUUCAGCUGAUACAAUAUAUUAAUUAAAUUGUUCAAAAUAGUGAAUAAAAAAAACACUCUGAUUAUCAUAUUGUUUUCUAUUGUGCGUGAGAAUAUGUGUGUUUUCUAUUAUAACAAUGAUAAAUUACUGAUAAAACAUUUCAAUGGGCAUAUAUUUUCAAUUCAUAAUUUAUAAUUUUUCCCUUAACAUAAUGGACUUGUCUGGUUUAGAAUAAGGAACAGUUCAUUAUAAAAUAUAGGGAUUACCAGUCUGUAUACUGGUAGCUCAGUCUUAAGGCAUUUUGGCAUUAGAAUAGUUAAGGUUAGUGCUAUAAUGACCUAAGUUGGCAUAUCAUAAGGACUCGUAUUAGCUUAUUAUUUAUAUGAAAUAAGUUGAUUUUAAGUGGUAAACAGUGAGCAUAUAGUGAGCGGUAUAUAAAUAUAACAUUUCUAUAACAAGUUUAUGUACAGGUGUAACGAAAUGACAUUGAAUGCAAGGUACUUUUUUAUCUUACAAUAUUGUAAGGCAAAGAAAUAAAGCAACAUAUUCACUCUUUGACGGGUCAUUUCUUUUAUAAAGUGAGAAUUGAUAACUGUGAAAGAAGUAAGGGUUAUAUUAUAUUGAGAAAGUGACACCAGGUUAUAAAAACUGAUAUUUACUAAACACCAAGGUGGUGACUCGCGUUCUGUCAUUGUGGCUCCAGGACUGGUUAGUUAAAUGGAACUAUAUUCAUUAAAAACAAAAAAAUUAGUACAUGAUUUGUUUGAAGAAUAAAUGAAUUAUAGUAUGAUUAAGAUUUACAUGAUUUACAUAGACGUGCUUGUGUAUGAUAAGAAAUAUUUAUAUCAUAGUUAAUAUAAUACAUCACAAUUAUUUUUGAUGUUAUGUUGUUUUUUUAUGAAUUUCCUGUUAAUGCUUUAAGCUUAUUACUAAGAAUUAGCAAAAAUGUGAAAAAAUAUGUAAUGUUUAUAGAUACAAAAGACAAUGAAUCAGGCAUAGUUUUAAUUCAAUGUUCAACAAACACUGUAGUAUGAAGUUAAAUAUUAUUGUUUUAUUUAAUUUUUUUAGUGGUAUACGUUGUGUUUGUUUUGAAUACAAAAAAGUUAAUUAUGUAGUUUAAACAUUAUAUUAUUGUUAGAGAGUGCAAGAUUUGUUAAAUAUUGAAACUUUUUUCUGUAUAAUUCUUAUCCAGAGUACCAUGGGCAUAACAAGAGUGAAGUAUAAUUCUAGAGACUGGUCAAUCAGUAGUUAUCUAUAUGCUAGUAUGAAUCUAUGAAGACAACAUUCCAGUUACCUCAUAAUGUUUGCCAGUAUAAUCUCUCUGAUUGGUGAUAUUUAUCUUGAAAAAUCUUGAUUUCACAGUGAUUGUAUUUCUGAGGAAUAUUUAAUUUUUGUUCAGAUGUGUUUUCUGAUCUUACUUUAAUACAAGCUAUAGUUAAGACUAAAGUAUAUAAGUAGUUAUUUCUGCAGAGAUUGAAAAUCUACAGAACUUAAAGUCUGUUGUGUUUGGUGCAUUAAUUCAUCCAGUUAGAAGAUUGUUUGCAGGGACUGAUUAAGGUGUGAUUAAUUCCAUUGUUUAGAUUUUCUCCCUUACUGUAACAGGUAAGUGACAAAAUGACAUAUAAUGUUAAUCAUGCAUUAAAACAAAAAGCAGUUAAUGCUACAAAGAUAUUUUACCGUUUACAUGGAAAGAGAAAAGUCGGAUGUAAUUGAAAAUCAUAAUGUAAUACAAUGGAUGUAGAUCUGUAGGAAACAAGAGAAAUAAUGUUAACGUCACAAUAGAAAUUACACGAGGCAGAAAUUUUAGACCCCCUUGUUAAACAAAAAUCACAGAAUACUAAGCCAGCAGAUUUAAGUAUGUGUACGGAGACCAUACUGAUGAAAAUAGAAAUAUAAUGAUUUUUGUUAUUACCAAAAUUAGUUGCUAUGGUUAUAGUGUGUUGACAAAAUAAGCUUGGUUUUCACCUCAUUAUCACAUCUGGUACUAGAGCUUUGGUUUUCUGAAGUCAUUAUAAGAGAAGGUUUAUUAUUACAACACCAUACAACAUGCAAUGAUAGCAGAUAAAUUGGCCUAAUUAGAAACUGGUUUUACAACUGAACUGUUCUCUCUCUUUUUUCUGCUGCAAGCAGAAAUUGAUCAGUUUCUCUUUUGUUAUUUUCUUUUGAAACAAGGGAUAUCAAAAACUAUAUUGGUUAAAGCCGAGGAUUUGUUUGAGAUUGCUUGAAAGCCAUGAAAAAAAAAAAAACCCAUUUGAUUGAAAAAAAAUGUUAAUGAAUUAGGAAUGUUCACAUUGUUUUCCUAGAAACUGUGAAGGGUUUAAUCAUUACUAGUUUAUAUAUGGAGGCAAACCUCAGGGGUCUCUGUGGCCGGGUGGUGAAAGUCUCUAACUUCAAAUCACUUGCUCGGUGGUACACAUUUAUUUGCAUUUACCGUACAUUCCCAUAAUGAGGUGUCUAUAAAAUCUUUUUACAAUCGUAGGUGUGCAAACUUGAACAAUGAGUCUUCAUGUUUAUAAUUAUAAGACCAUUUUCUGCAGUAGUGUUAAACAGAAUAUAUAGCCUGUGUAAGAUGUAAAAAUGUUUAGAAAGAUAGCUCUAGAUCAGAUGACAUGUUUCAACAUUAUAAGGACAUAAUUUAUCAUGUAUGAAAACUCUUGUUUACAUUAUCCUGAUACAAGCAACCUUUAUGUAGGUAUGCUCAAAACUAGUGUUAAUACAAGUUUCUUGUUGUUACCUCAAAAAAUACAAAACAAUUUAGAUUUUUGAAAUCCAUAUAUGUAAAUGAAAUUAUUGUACAAAAUAUAGCGAGGAAUUUAUUUCCCUUACUGUAAUUUUUUUUGAUAUAUGUUAAAUUGUAAUUUAAGUAAAAAAAAAAAACCACAACAAAAUUGAUUGUGGAGAUCUAUAGUUUCUAUAGUACUAUGAUUGUAAAAUUGUUAAUCAUGAAGCACUAGUAUUGAGAAUAUCCAACAAACAACAAAACUGUUUAUGUCUGUAUGUAUGAUGAUGUAUUUUAUUUUUAUAAUCUGCAAUAAUGCACUCAGUAAAUACAGCCUUGUGAAUAGUUUUUUCAAUUAUAAUGCAAAAUUUACUAUGUAAUUUUCCUUAUUCAUUUAGAUUAUUAAAAUUUUUCCAUUCAUGUCUUACGUGAACUGUGUACCCUGUUGUAAAUCAUGCAUGUAUUCUUAUUCAUAAAAUUUUCCGUGUUGAAUUAAAUCUUAUACUUUUUUCUUCA
Ruditapes philippinarum (Manila clam) is the source of this 9811-nucleotide messenger RNA. RefSeq names its product protein phosphatase 3 catalytic subunit alpha-like. Bases 144 to 1628 code for a protein of 494 amino acids. Gene Ontology annotation, cellular component: cytoplasm; calcineurin complex. The transcript is spliced from 15 exons. NCBI's taxonomy places the organism in Eukaryota, Metazoa, Mollusca, Bivalvia, Venerida, Veneridae. Gene Ontology annotation, molecular function: calmodulin-dependent protein phosphatase activity; calmodulin binding. Gene Ontology annotation, biological process: calcineurin-mediated signaling. The record is from RefSeq and is a predicted model, not a curated record.